This is a messenger RNA of Phytophthora nicotianae INRA-310, 798 nucleotides long. RefSeq lists its product as hypothetical. Gene Ontology annotation, biological process: monosaccharide transmembrane transport. Lineage: Eukaryota; Oomycota; Peronosporomycetes; Peronosporales; Peronosporaceae. Gene Ontology annotation, molecular function: hexose transmembrane transporter activity. The record is from RefSeq and is a predicted model, not a curated record. The transcript has a single exon. Bases 1 to 798 code for a protein of 265 amino acids. Gene Ontology annotation, cellular component: membrane.
AUGGAGUUCACGCCGUCGAUGAGCAGUUCCAGCCAUGUUUGGCUUGUUCCGACACCCGUAGUGACACAGGUGCCACCACAGACACAGGUUAACCCGACUAUUAAACCAAGCUGGAGGCUGUACGCCAAUGUCCUGGUAGCAGUACUGCAGCCAUUUCAGUUCGGAUGGUCAACCUCGCAAAUGAACAACUCGAUUUUCAAUAAUGAGGCGGAUUGCAAUGCAAGACCCAUCGCGCCAGGUACCUGCCUCAUGUUCCCAGGACACACCAAGACGGAGUGGACCAUUGCCGUCAGUUCCUGGAUCGUCGGGGGUAUGAUCGGAGCUCUUGUGACCGGGCGUGUUUCCAACAAGUUCGGUCGUAAACCUACCAUGAUGGCCAACUGCCUCUUCAUGAUAGCAGGUGGGGUAGUCCAGGCUGCUGCUUGUAACAUUACGAUAUUCACAGUUGGCCGCGUCUUCGCCGGUAUCGCGGCGGGCGGCUCAACGGCCGUCAUUCCGGGAUUCAUUGGAGAAAUCUGUCCGCCACACCUCCGCAGUAAACUGGGCGUGUGUUUCCAGAUCUCCAUCACACUCGGACACCUAUGCGUUGCGAUCACCUUCUUCUUUGCCAGUACGAGUGCCGGUUGGAGGUACAUUGCGGCGUUUCCUAUCGUACUGGCGUUCCUGUUCCUGGUGCUGGCACCAUUCGUACUGGUUGAAAGCCCGGCUUGGCUGCUGAUGGCAGGCAAGCCCCUGAUUGCAGAACAUGAGCUUGCAAGGCUGUUCGGCCAGGAGAAUGUGUUUCUAGCGAAGACUUGA